Dendronephthya gigantea is the source of this 1094-nucleotide messenger RNA. RefSeq names its product tRNA-splicing endonuclease subunit Sen34-like. Gene Ontology annotation, cellular component: tRNA-intron endonuclease complex. The coding region runs from base 32 to 1048 and encodes 338 amino acids. The transcript has a single exon. The record is from RefSeq and is a predicted model, not a curated record. Lineage: Eukaryota; Metazoa; Cnidaria; Anthozoa; Malacalcyonacea; Nephtheidae. Gene Ontology annotation, biological process: tRNA splicing, via endonucleolytic cleavage and ligation; tRNA-type intron splice site recognition and cleavage. Gene Ontology annotation, molecular function: nucleic acid binding; tRNA-intron lyase activity.
GCUGAGAAUCUUGUGGUUCAGCACUCAAGAGAUGGCAACCAUACCUUCUGAGGAUUGCAAGGAAAAACACAACAAAAUCUUAUUAUUCCUUAGCAAUAACCAAGUGCUUGUUUGGGACAAAGAAACCGUGAUGACACUACGAAAGCAGCAUCACAUUGUGGGAGCCUUGGUUGGCUCUUUACCCAGUAAACCUCGGCAGAAUUUGAUCUUCUCUCUACCACUGAUUUUGCUACCUGAAGAGGCAAAACUGCUACUGGACAAGAACAUUGCCAAGAUGGUGGAAAGCCAGGAAACAAGCCCCUCGCAAGAAACUGUCAGGAAAUUUCAGGAUGAAAGAGAGGCUAAUAUGCAGGAGCAAAUGGAAAGGCUUCAAGAUUUAAAACAACAGAAACUUGCAGACUUUGCGGACAUUAUUGAAGAAGGUCGUGAAAAAGGGAGCCGUAAACGAAAAAGAUCCAGCAAAGAUUACGGCAGGAAACAACGACUUGUUGAAAAUGAACAAAAGCAAAGUUUCGAAUCAAAAAUAACAACAAACACUGUGGAACAAUCUGAAACUCAUACAAGUGACAGUAUAAUGCAGUCUCUUGACACCAGUGGGUUAUUGGAAUGCACUGUCGAUUUCCUCAGACAGGAACGAUCCGAGGAAGGUUCUGAUGGUACCAAUAAAGCUAAUCUGCAAGAUUCUACUCUGGUUUGUGUAGACACCAAAGCAAAACAUAUACAGACCAAAGAUAUAAACUGGAAAUUUCCAGAAACUGAGAUUGAAAGAAUUCGAUACAAAGUUUUCUCAGAUCUAUGGGAGAAAGGUUAUUUUAUAACAAAUGGCAAUAAAUUUGGUGGUGAUUAUUUGGUCUAUCCUGGAGACCCAUUGAGAUUCCACUCACAUUUUAUUGUAAAGGUUUUACCUUGGGGAGAAAGGUUUACUGGGUUGGAUCUUAUUUGUGUUGGUCGGUUAGGGUCGACCGUUAAAAAGACAAGUGUUUUAGCAUCUGUUGAUGAGUCAGGAAAUGUAAUUUAUACAUCAAUUCAGUGGUCAGGAUUUUUGUAAAUUUCCAAAGUUAACCUCUGAGUGAAAAAUUGAUGUGAUAAAACAA